Spinacia oleracea (spinach) is the source of this 1900-nucleotide messenger RNA. RefSeq names its product protein SHI RELATED SEQUENCE 1. Gene Ontology annotation, cellular component: nucleus. The record is from RefSeq and is a predicted model, not a curated record. Lineage: Eukaryota; Viridiplantae; Streptophyta; Magnoliopsida; Caryophyllales; Amaranthaceae. Gene Ontology annotation, biological process: positive regulation of DNA-templated transcription. Bases 561 to 1550 code for a protein of 329 amino acids. Gene Ontology annotation, molecular function: DNA-binding transcription factor activity; DNA binding. The transcript is spliced from 2 exons.
AUCUAACCAUUACCAUCCUCACCUUUAUCCCCCAACAAAAAUUCCAAACAAAUAAAAAAAAUCACUAGUAAUAAUAAUUAAACAAAAAUAAAAAAAAAUCAAAUAAAAAUGGAAUUGGAUCAGCUUUAAGAAGAAAGAGAAAGAGAAAGAGAGAGUACUCCUUGUAGCAGUAGCAGUAAAAGAUGAAGAAGUAGAAAAAAAAAGAGAGAGAUAAAUAAAGAAAGAAGAAUUUAAAGAAAUUGUUGGGAAGGUGGCCAUGGCGGCGUUGCAGACCUAAAAUGUCUCAUUCAUUCUCUCUCUCUCUUAAUGUUUCCUGAUUAGCAGACUCUGCUCUCUUUCUUUCUUCUUCUUCUUUACUUCAUUAUUGAUUAUUGUAUUUUUCUCUUGUUAUUUUUCUCACAAACAAACAAAUAACAAAACAAACAUCCCUUUAUUUCUAGGGUACAUACCCUUAUCAGUUUAGUUAUCCCCUCCAAAUUGCCCUUUAUUUUUUUUUUAUUUUUUUUUGAGGAGGUUAUGGAGUGUGUCCUCUUCAAUUUGAGUUCAGGAGAGAGAAAAUCAUGUCUGGGUUUUUCUCAUUAGGAACUGGAACCGAAAAUGGAAGAGAAAUCAACGACAACAACAACAUAACUUACAGAAAUGAACAAAUAAUCCCUUCUUCAGAGUUAUGGCAACAACUUCCUUAUGAGAGUGCGAGAUCUGUUGACGCCAACAACAAUAGUAAUAAUAAUAAUAGGUAUAAUUUGAUGAUGAUGAGAAUAAGUAGUAGUAGCGGUGGCGGUGGCGGCGGCGGUAGUGGGAGUGGGAGUGGUAGUGGUGGUGGAAAUAUCAGCUGCCAAGACUGCGGAAACCAAGCGAAAAAGGAUUGUGUUUACAUGAGAUGUAGAACUUGUUGUAAGAGCCGUGGAUAUGAUUGUACUACUCAUGUUAAGAGUACUUGGAUUCCGGCUACUAUCCGUCGCGAACGCCACCACAAACUUGUUCAACAUCCGGAUCCUCCACCGCAGCAACCACCACAGCAGGAGGAGCAACAGCAUCAGCAUCAGCAGCAGCAGUAUUUGGGAGUGACACCGAAGAGGAGUAGAAGAGAGAAUUGUUCUACUUCCUCAUUGGUGUGCACUCAACUGCCCUUUAGUGGUACUACUAAUACAAAUAACACAGUAGGAAUGGAAGUGGGGAAUUUUCCGGCGGAAGUGAGCUCGUCGGCGGUGUUCCGGUGCGUAAGGGUGAGCGGAGUCGACGACACAGAGGACGAGUACGCGUAUCAGACGGCGGUGAAUAUAGGAGGGCAUGUUUUCAAAGGGAUUUUAUAUGAUCAAGGCCCUGAUCAACCUCGACAAGGUAGUAAUCCAACUCCAACUCCGCCUAACUACGGUGGUGGUGGUGGUGGAGGAGGAGGAGAAAGCUCUUCGGCUGCAAGGGGUACCACCACCACCACCUCUGUAGGUGGGCCGACAAUCGGGUAUAAUUUAGACCCGUCAUUCUACCCGCUUCCUCUCAACACUUACUUGCCACCGGGUACGCCAUUUUAUCCCAACCCAAGACCUUAAAAAUCAAGGUAAAAAGAAAAAAGAAAAAAGAAUAUACAUAAUAUUAUUUAUAUCCUUUGAUAGUUUGAUCUCUUCUUCCAUUGAUUUGAAUAGAGGGAAGGAGAUUAGAUUAUAAUAUAUGGGUUGUGUUAAUUAUUUGUUGUUAAGAAAUUUGAGGAGCUUUUUGUUUUUUUAGCAAAUUGUUAUUUCCCAUGGUUGGUUGUUUGUUUUAUGAAUAAAAGAAGUACCUAAUACUUGUAUACUGAAGUAGUAGUAACGUAGUAGCUGAACUGACCAAUCUGUGAUAGUUACUAGUUCAGUAGAGUAAUAAUAAUAAUAAUAAUGUACGAAGUGUUAAUUUUGUUCUGUAA